AUGCAAUGCAGCGCUGCCUCACAAGUACCGAUACAGCCUAAUCGACCUAACACUGAUCAUCCAGCGAUCAUCCCCAUUGACGCAUCAUCAAUCACGGCUAAACACCUCGACCAAGAGGUACCACAAUCCACAAUGAUGAGGUACUGUUGUGGAGGUACAAUAGAGCGCAGACAUACGGACGGACAAAGACCCCCACUAUCGGUGGAGUUAACAGAGCGUGGAGCAGGUAGCCUCUUGCCCUCAGUGCUUGUGGCGAUGCGGAGGAAGGUGCGUCUAGUCUGUCCCGGGGUAGGAGGGGUGCCCGGCUUCUACAGGCCGAUAGCAGGUAUGUCUGUCUGUCUGUCUGUCAAAUAA
Nezara viridula (southern green stink bug) is the source of this 354-nucleotide messenger RNA. NCBI's taxonomy places the organism in Eukaryota, Metazoa, Arthropoda, Insecta, Hemiptera, Pentatomidae. The record is from the annotation of a GenBank genome assembly.